Messenger RNA from Salvelinus fontinalis (brook trout), 4293 nucleotides. RefSeq names its product Rho guanine nucleotide exchange factor (GEF) 3 (gene arhgef3). NCBI's taxonomy places the organism in Eukaryota, Metazoa, Chordata, Actinopteri, Salmoniformes, Salmonidae. Bases 589 to 2262 code for a protein of 557 amino acids. Gene Ontology annotation, molecular function: guanyl-nucleotide exchange factor activity. Gene Ontology annotation, biological process: intracellular signal transduction; positive regulation of Rho protein signal transduction. The record is from RefSeq and is a predicted model, not a curated record. The transcript is spliced from 10 exons.
AAGUUCUGAUUCUGAGAUGUGCUGUCUGUGGCGGAUCAUCAUUCUACCAAGUAGUCCUAUGAUAAUAUCCACGCUUAUAAACACAGGCUCGCUACAGUUUUUGUUAUUUGUUGUCGCAAACAUUAUGAGUUUUAUGAGAACAUUUGAGUUAAUUCUAUAAGUAUGAGGGUGGAGGUUGUGCAAUUUAUUUUUUACUUUUGAAGGGGAGGGUCAUAUGUUAAAUGCUGGGGAUAAGGGUGCAUUUUAUUUUAUCUCCCCCAGUACAUUUCGAACUGCCCCUAAUAAUACACAAUGUGCACACAUUCUGCAAGUCGAAUGUGUGGUGAAUGUGGCGAAUGUGGUGAAGGGGUAUUUCUCUCCAGUGCGCAGCGCGUUCGCUCGCUUUCGUUUCCCGUGAGAUACCAAUACACGCUGAGAGCGCACCGCAGGAUCAUUUUUUUUGUCUACUAAAACAGAGGGUCUCGCUACUUACUGGCAGUCGCGGUUUUCACAGCAGCCCAGGCGAGCACAGUAGCUGCUGGAAGACUAGACCGUGUCUGUAGCUACCCUGCCGCAUUCACAAGCUCCCUGGCCGGGGAAAGUGACAGCAUGGUGGUGGCCAAGGAUUACCAGUAUUACCUCGUCGUGAAGAGGGCGAACUGCUCUCCGGAGGUGCAGACAGUCAGCAGCAACAUCCAUCCGGCUAAAGAAGUGGAGGAGCCCAGUAACAAGCGGGUGAAGCCCCUGUCCCGUGUCACCUCGCUGGCCAACCUCAUACCUCCAGUCAAGACUGCGCCUCUGAAGCGCAUAGGACAAACACUGCAGCGUUCCAUCAGCUUCCGCAGUGAGAGUCGGACCGAGACGCUCAUGCCUCCUCGACCAUGGACGCGGCCGGCCCCGCCUGCCAACACCAAGCGGCGAGACAGCAAGCUGUGGAGCGAGACCUUUGACGUGCGGCUCGGACACCAGAUGCUGUCCUCUAAGGAAAUCAAACGCCAGGAGGCCAUCUUUGAGCUUUCUCAGGGCGAGCGGGAUCUCAUUGAGGAUUUGAAGCUGGCCAAGAAGGCGUACCAUGACCCCAUGCUGAAGCUGUCCAUUAUGACAGAGCGUGAACUCACCCAGAUCUUCGGAACCCUGGACUCCCUCAUUCCGUUGCAUGAAGAUCUACUGAGUCGACUGCGAGAGGCCAGGAAACCAGACGGCUCUACAGAAACUGUGGGACACAUUCUAGUGGACUGGUUACCAUGCCUGGACUCCUACAACUCAUACUGCAGUAACCAGGUGGCAGCCAAAGCUCUGCUGGACCAUAAGAAGCAGGACCACCGGGUGCAUGACUUCCUGCAGCGCUGCCUGGAGUCGCCCUUUAGCAGGAAGCUGGACCUGUGGAACUUCCUGGAUAUACCCAGGAGCCGGCUGGUCAAAUACCCUCUGCUGCUCAGGGAGAUCCUCAAACACACACCUAACGACCAUCCGGACCGUCAACACCUGGAUGAGGCAAUCAACAUGAUCCAGAGCAUCGUGGCUGAGAUCAACACCCAGACGGGCGAGUCAGAGUGUCGUUUCUACAAGGAGCGCCUCCUCUACCUGGAAGACAGCCAGAGAGACCUGCUCAUUGACAGCUCCCGCAUCCUCAGCUGUCACGGGGAACUGAAGAACAACAGGGGUGCUAAGCUGCAUGUGUUCCUGUUCCAGGACGUGCUGGUCAUCACUAGAGCCAUCACCCACAGCGAGCAGCUGCACUACCAGCUGUACCGCCAGCCUAUCCCCGUCAGAGAGCUGCAGUGGGAGGACCUGCAGGACGGGGAGAUCCGUCUGGGGGGCUCCAUCAGAGGGGCCUUCAGCAACAAUGAGAGGACCAAAAACUUCUUCAGAGUGUCGUUUCAUAGUGGCGGCCAGCUCCAGUCCCACUCGUUCCAAGCCAGCGAUGCCUUCAACAAACAGCAGUGGCUCAACUGCAUCCGCCAGGCCAAAGGAGCCGCUGAGUCGGCCGUGGGGGUGGGGAUUCCUGUAGGGGUGGGAACCAGUAGCAGUGACCCAGACCCCCGUCCAAGCCUACUCAGCCCCCAGAGACCUCUGAGUCCUACAACACCUCCCCUCUCAGGAGCACUGGCCCCCCAGCCAGAGAGCAUGGACCACAGUGACAGUGACUCGUCUGUAGACUCUCCAGAUUGUAGCAUGGACAUGGACACGACCGAGGCUUCUGACUCCACCACAGGCUGGCCUGGCUCAGCCCAGAUGGACUUAACAGACUCUAGUAGCAGCAGCAGGCCAGCAGAAGUGUGACCACUGGGGUGUCAAGGCUACACCUGGGCAGUAUUGGUGGUAACAUGGCGAUGUUCUUUAUAUACGGAAGGGAGGCAACACAGUGGGUGGAUAUUGUAGAGCACUUCUUUUCUCUACCCCUUUUUUUCAUUUGUUGUUUUUCUCUUAACUUUCUUUCUAUGAGACAGUGGUGUAGUCUAUAGCAGUGGUAUCCAUGUGUCUUAGCUGUGACUGGCAGGUCUACUAUGGAUGUCUACAUGGAGAGGAAGGCAGCCAUGACUGGGACCUCAGGACAGUAUUGUUGUUGUUGCUCCUGCUCUGUCUCUUGACCUCUGCUGUGGGCGGAGUCCUCCUGCCCUACAGACAGCUUCCUCUCAUCACCUUCUCACCACAACUAGAAACACUGCCAUCACCCCUUAUCCCACUGCACUACUACUGUGGUCUCACAGAGCGAAGAGAAUACAUGGAUGAUAUUCUUUUUAUAUACAUAGAAUAUAUUGUAUGUAGAAAUCUAGAGAACCUGUUGUGUUUGCAAUAAUUGACCCAGUCAAAAUGACCAGAAGAAUGUUUUCAAAGACAAUCAAUAUGAUGAUAUGUUGUUGUUGUUAGGACUUGACAUGGGGUUAGAGUUUAUUUUGUUAAGGAUGGGUUACAACAGUGUUAAUGGGGCAGAGUUGUUUGCUACAGAUUCUUCCCACAUCUUGGCCAGAACUAUGAUGUUCCAGAACUACAAUGUUCCAGAACUACGAUGUUCCAGAACUACAAUGUUCCAGAACUACGGCGUUCCAGAACUACGGCGUUCCAGAACUACGGCGUUCCAGAACUACGGCGUUCCAGAACUAUGGCGUUCCAGAACUAUGAUGUUCCAGAACUAUGGCGUUGCAGAACUAUGGCGUUGCAGAACUAUGGCGUUCCAGAGGUCAGCAAUUGGCAUCUAGAACUGGCCUCUUGGUAAUGUAACCUAGUAUAAACACAUCACUCAGAGGGGAGAGCUGUUAUUAUUGGUGGGUCAAGCUGGUUUGAUUAAUCUAUUGGGUGUUUAUUUUUUAUAUCCUGUCUAAAGUUCAAUUCUGCAUUGGUGGGAAAGGGCUCAUAAGUAAGCAUUCACAGUAGUCUACACCUGUUGUAUUCUGCGCAUGUGACAUUUAAUUUUAAUUGAAUAUGAGUUUGAAAAAAAUGAUAGGACCACCUAUUUCUCCACAAGUAGGAAGUGGGAACAGAAGCAUUUUACAGCACGUAAACAGCCCUUCCUGGAGGAAGCAAGAUUCUCAGUGGUGUUAAGAGUCAAUGUCUUACAGAGAAGCUUUGUAUUAAAAACAGUAUUAAAUUAAUUACUUUUAGUGUGUUUUAGUAUUGUCAGGUUUUUAAUCACCCAAAAAGUUCUUUACUCACUGGACGUUUGUGUAAAAAGCGAUGCUGAGACUUUUGUAUUGUUUAAAGAAGUAGUCGCAUGUGUCAUAUAGGUAAACUCAGACCAGUCCCCUGUCCUGGGUGCUCUCGGUGUUGAGACUGGUAAACUAGGACUGCUAAAUCGUUGCCAAAAUGUGUACGUGUUGGGUAAUUAUAAUCUUGUGGAAGUUUACUUGUGGGGCCUCAUGUUCUCUUUCAUUUGUACAGAAUGUCACGUGUUAAAAAAUGAAUCAGUUUGACCAAGUAAUCACUAAAAGAAAUAUCCAAAAUACAGUAUAUUAUUUUGUUCUUUUGUUUUUUAAAGAAAUGUAUUGAAAUGUAUUCUUUAGGAUGUCUAUUUAUAGUAAUUUUUUUCUAUGAAUUAAUGUUAUAUGCUUUUGUUUGGUUCAUGCUGGAGACUAGAGGUGAGAAUUAUGGUUGUACAGGGAGAUAUGGGAAGGGCCUAAGGAACUAGACUGGAAAAGAAGGGUUUCAGAACUAGCUACUUAUGUGGCUGUGGGCUAUGUAAACCUUCAGACACAUGCACUUGAAAGGUAAAGAGACUAUAUUGAAAUAUGAUAUAUGAACUGACUGAAAAAGAUUGACAUGAACAUGUAUAACCAAAUGGAAUUUAGACUGCACCAAAUAAAAGAUAUGAACCAA